Messenger RNA from Amblyraja radiata (thorny skate), 1349 nucleotides. RefSeq names its product TNF receptor-associated factor 1-like. Gene Ontology annotation, cellular component: plasma membrane signaling receptor complex. Bases 96 to 1166 code for a protein of 356 amino acids. Lineage: Eukaryota; Metazoa; Chordata; Chondrichthyes; Rajiformes; Rajidae. Gene Ontology annotation, biological process: regulation of canonical NF-kappaB signal transduction. Gene Ontology annotation, molecular function: protein binding. The record is from RefSeq and is a predicted model, not a curated record. The transcript is spliced from 6 exons.
GGAAUUCCAGGAGCUGCAACUAAAAGCAUUUGAGCAAAGUGUCUGUCAAUUCAACCAUAGUCGUUUUUACAGAUAAAAUUAACUUUUGAGGAAAAAUGGCUGAAUAUAACUACAGAAAGUUCGAAAAACUGUGUGAAGACAAAGCAUUGAAGAUGAAGAGCAGCUGCUUUUUCAGUGAAGUUGGCUGCAGGUUCAAGGGAGGGAGAGCAAAACUCCAGGAACACGAAGCUGAAUCUGUUAGACAGCACCUUCACCUUCUCAUGGAGGAACUGACAAAGCUCAACCACAAAGCAUCUCCUGCCAUCUUGCCACCGGAUACGUCAAGAGCUUUAGUGCAGUUGGAGAGAGAAACUGAAAGCCUGCAGAUGAGGGUCAAAGUCCUCCAGAGAGAUCACGGAAUAAGUGAAAUCUGCAGAACACUGAGGGAAUUGUGCAAGCUGACGGAAACUGCAGAAGAGUGUGUGGCAAGUGUGGAGACCAGACUCGCUGCCUUUCAAAACAAGCAGCAUGUUGUGUCACAGAAGAUUGACAAAUGCUCACAGAUGGCAGCCACUCUGCAGAGGCAGACAAGGUGCCAUGACCAACUGCUCACUGGCGUCGAGGACCAGCUGACAGUCCUUCAGUCCAGAAUGCAUCGAACAGACCAAGCUAUACAAGUCAGAACUGCAAAGGUUACAGCACUGGAAUGUAUGACACACUGUGGCGUAUUUAUCUGGAGAAUUCCACAAAUUCAAGAAAGGUUUCAAGAAGCCAUUGAUGGGACAAACCCUUACUUGGAUUCUAGUGAAUUUUAUUUCUCCACAUAUAGUUAUAAGAUGUGCCUACGUAUCUACCUGAAUGGCCAUGAAGACUGGAAGGGAACGCACAUUUCACUCUACUACAUCUUGCUGAAGGGAGACUAUGAUGCCUUGACUCAGUGGCCUUUCAAAGAAAAGGUGAAACUUGCUUUACUAAAUGCAAGAGAUCGACAACAGUCCAUUCUGAGGAUCUGUGUGCCCAGUGACCAAGACCCAGUUUCACAAAGACCCGUGGAAGGAAUGAACACACCCCAUGGCUUCCCCAUGUUCAUGGCCUUGCCUGAAUUCCACCAGUGCUUCAGCGAGUUGGUGGACAGCGAUGACAUGUUUGUGGGUGCUGAGAUAGUCCCCGCAAACGUGCCAUCAUAAUCCACGAUGGAUGGAGAUGUCCUAGAUGUUUGGGACAUAGUUAGCAUCGCGCUACCUAUACUAUAUGUAACAUGUGAUAUAAUGUACAUAAUACCUUAUCGUCUCUUCAGCACUGUAAGCUGGUAAUGAACUCAAUAUUUAGGACUUCAGUAACGGUAAAUAUUGUUCCAAAAGAAUCUCACC